Messenger RNA from Phymastichus coffea, 2213 nucleotides. RefSeq names its product protein decapentaplegic-like. The transcript is spliced from 4 exons. Gene Ontology annotation, biological process: BMP signaling pathway; SMAD protein signal transduction. Lineage: Eukaryota; Metazoa; Arthropoda; Insecta; Hymenoptera; Eulophidae. Gene Ontology annotation, molecular function: cytokine activity; growth factor activity. Gene Ontology annotation, cellular component: extracellular region. Bases 846 to 2066 code for a protein of 406 amino acids. The record is from RefSeq and is a predicted model, not a curated record.
AGUAAUCGGCCGCGACCGCAGUCGUUCAUCCGACAGUGUCGAGUGAAAAGGAGAAAGAGAAGAGAGACGGAGAGAGAGAGAGAGAGAGAGAGAGAGGGGAGAGAGCCAAGUAGAGUGGAACGUGCGCCGAUUUGCGUCGCGAGGAUUGCAGAUCGCCUACGAUCCACAGUUGACUUUGGUCGAGUGCUACAAAGGAGAGCAAGGCAUAAGCGCGCGGACACGAAUGGAGAGCGACUGGUUCUCGGCUACAGGCUUUCCUCCGGGCUCGAGCGCAAGCAACGGUACGAUGUAACGCCGAUUUCUCGCUCUCACACGCACGCACACACGUAUGCACGCACACAGAGGCAGGCGUUGUACAACCCAUUACCAGGCACCUGCGAUCGAACUGGCCGCCAGUAGCACGGCUGCGCCAGCACAAGCUCGCUACUAUGCGCCGCCACGGCAGUCCAACGAGCCCCGCUGCCGCUGCUGCUAGUGCUGCUAGUAUUGCUAGUGCCGUAGCCGUCUCGCCGUCGGCGCUGCUACCGUCGCCGUUCAGUGAUUGUUUACAUACUCUGGGACACGAGUGAGCACAGCCGCAGACCGCCGAGCGAGCGGUGCGUGCCAGUCGCAGCCAGUGUCGGGGCCGAGAGAGCGCCGCACCGUCUGCCCCGGGGGGGGCGAGGGGCCAGCUGCCAGGGCUGCGCGCGCAAAGAGAUGCCGUGGCUCGCACUCAGGGCCGCCUUCUCGCAGAUCGUCCGCGGCUAGCCAAGACAGGUGGUGGUCAGAGGCGCCGAGCAACGAGGAGGGACGCCAGCGGAAGGCGCCGCGCAGAGACGAGGACGAGGCCAGGCACCGGCGGCAGGAUGCGCGUGUCGCUGCUGCUGCUGAGGCUGGUGCUGGCGGCGGCGGGCGCGCUGCUGGCGGGCGCGCUGCUGGCGAGCGCCCAGCUGGACGGGCCGCAGCAGCGGCGGCGCGACGAGGCCGAGCGCGCCAGGACGCUGGCCGGGCUGGAGGCCAACCUGCUCGGGCUGCUGGGCUUCGCCAGGCGGCCGCGGCCGCCGCCCGCGCCCCGGCCCCACGUGCCCGAGGCCCUCAGGCAGCUGCAGCGCCGCCAGAGCUCCCUCGGGCUGGCCGACGUCGCCAAGCGGGGCGUCGGCUCGGCCAACACCGUGCGCUCCUUCCUCCACGUAGAAAGCGACGUGGACGAGAGGUUCAAGUCGGCGCACCGCUUCCGGCUGAUGUUCGACCUGCGCAGCGUGCCGAGCGGCGAGCGGCUGCGCGCGGCCGAGCUGAGCCUGAGCAGGGUGGCCCUGCCGGCGGAGCGGAUCAGCGGCGGCAGCGCGCUGGCGCGGCUGCUGGUCCACGACAUCGUGCGGCCCGGGCGCAAGAGCAGCGCCAGCUCGGCCCUGCUGCGGCUGAUCGACAGCAAGGUGCUGCACCUGGGCUCGAACGCCAGCGUGAGCCUCGACGUGCGGCCGGCCGUGGAGCGCUGGCUGUCGGAGGGCGAGGCCGCCAACCACGGGCUGCUCGUGCAGGUGACGGGGCAGGCGCUGGAGGGCGCCCGCGACAGCGAGCACGUGCGGCUGCGGCGCAGCCUCGCCGGCCAGGAGGCGGCGGCGGGCUGGGAGCGCGCGCGGCCGACGCUCUACGCCUACACGGAGGACGCGGGCCGGGCGGGCGGCGCGCGCCGCCCGCAGAGCGCCCACGAGCUGAUGGAGCGGCGCGCGCGCCGCGCGGCGCUGCGCAAGAACCGGCGCAAGGACGGCCGCGAGAACUGCCGCCGGCACCCGCUCUACGUGGACUUCGCCGACGUGGGCUGGAACGACUGGAUCGUCGCGCCGCCGGGCUACGACGCCUUCUACUGCCACGGCGACUGCCCCUUCCCGCUGGCCGACUACCUCAACUCGACCAACCACGCCAUCGUGCAGAACCUCGUCUACUCGACCAACCCCAGCCUCGUGCCCAAGGCCUGCUGCGUGCCCACCUCGCUCGGCUCCAUCUCCAUGCUCUACCUCGACGAGGAGAACAAGGUGGUGCUCAAGAACUACCAGGACAUGUCGGUCCUCGGCUGCGGCUGUCGGUGAGCCGCCGCGGCCGCCCGGCCCGGCCAAGACUGCACCCCUCGGCGGCCUCCGCCACCUUCCGUUUCCCCGGCAGCGCUCUUGUCUUUUCGCGUCGAUGUGCCCUCGUCGCGACCUCCCAUUGUGUCGCCACUGCUGCUGCUGCUGCUG